Messenger RNA from Toxoplasma gondii ME49, 1324 nucleotides. RefSeq lists its product as hypothetical. The record is from RefSeq and is a predicted model, not a curated record. The transcript has a single exon. Lineage: Eukaryota; Apicomplexa; Conoidasida; Eucoccidiorida; Sarcocystidae. The coding region runs from base 184 to 957 and encodes 257 amino acids.
AUCUAUGCCGCAGAGAGUUAGCUACGUUGUUGCCAGUCCAGCAACGAGGAAAAGUUCACACUUUAGCCUGUUUUACCUUACUAAUGUUUGCACGUCCCUGAAGUUGGUGAAAGUUGUAACACGUGGCACACUAAGAUUAUCAAUCCUCCCUGCAAAAAUUCAAACUAUUCAUCUCCCGUGAUUAUGGCUCUCCAUAAUCUCUUCUGUUUGGUCAUGCUCACAGUAGCAGCGGCCACUGCUGAUACGUAUACUGAAAAGUUCGUUUCCAUGAAUCUGUUGACAGCUUAUGGAUACCCAGAUUUGUCCCAAGCAAUGAAGGGCUCGGGGAAUGCGGGAUACAUCACCAUUCCUAAGCAACAUACGCUUCUGCAUGAGAGUCGUGAUCUCCCUUCAACGGAAAAGUGGGGGGCGCAGGCAUCCCGUCUACUUGAAGGCAGCGAAUACAGGUACUCAGAGGUACUGCAGGUACCUAUAGAUGCUGAGCACGCCGUUACUGUGGGUCCUAUCAUGCGGAGGUUGGUGGUGGGUUCGUCAGACCUACCCACAAGCUCCAGUCUCAUGUCCCAUUUUUCUCCCUCUCCAACGACUCCUUCCACCCACUUGUCGAAAAUUGCAGAGCGCUUGCCUCACCAUGCCGUGAGUACGGGGGGAUGGCACACCCUCCAUUUGCUACGUCCGCAGUACAUAGGUGAUUAUCGAGGACCGCUGGCUGCUGCGUACUCCAAUAUGUUUCGGAGAAAGUCCCCUGUAGAGCGGUCCCGUAUCUGGGAGAGCCAAGGAGAAAAUACGGUCCCUCUCAAAAAUGUGCUUGGCCGUCGGUCUACUGUAGGGGCCUGGCGCACGGCAGAAGGAAAUUCAUUGGGGCAACCACCAGUUCCAUUCAAGCGACAGGAUGUAUGGCGUUCUUCUCUAGAGCACACGCCACUGAAACACGUUCUGAAGCGCUGGCCGAAUUGACACGGGGUGACUGUGCUGGAUUACUCCCAACAUGGCAGCUUGCACGCAGUUGGGAUGUGGAGGACUUUGUCUUCUGCAGAUAUGGUCUGUAUAUUAUGGAGUUGAUGUCACUCAUGAAUGCUCGUUACAAUGUUGUGAGACUUUGUUGUGCUCUCCAGUUGACAAACGCGAAGCAGCAAGAUCCAUCUGUUUACAAGCCUUCACAGGCUUUAUGGUUGAAGCAUUCGACUCUAAAGUAUGACAUCCGUCCCCUUUUUCAUGCAUUCCAUGUCAUAAACUGAUGUUUUAAUGAUUGGUUGCGUCUUCAGAACACUACAAACUUGUCAAGACCACACGCCUACACGGUGACAGACACCGUAAUAAAUUA